Vitrella brassicaformis is the source of this 1491-nucleotide messenger RNA. The record is from the annotation of a GenBank genome assembly. Lineage: Eukaryota; Vitrellaceae.
CUGCUCACUGUACCACGCAACGAGAUACACACACACAUGCCAGCUAGCGUAUGUAGCGUCAAAAAGAAGCAGAGGAGGAGCAUGAUAGCAGCAGAUGAGAGGGCCGGUCGUUGGGAAGGCACAAAAGGAUGAUCAAAAAUCAGCACGAUUGACUGAUUGACUGAGCCCUGUCUUCCACCACAUCCACACCACAAAGACCACAACAGGACAGGCCAUCGCGUGAAGUUUUACUGCAAUAAAGCGACACAACCAAAGCACCGCAUCCGGGGAAAAACUGACUAUGCUUGCUCACACUCUGCGUCACACACGAUAGUCACUACCCUCCCCCUUUGACACGUCAGUCAUCUCGGUCUCCCCUCCGCCAGAUGCCGUGCUUGCGGCGCCGUCAUCUGUACCGCUUGUUGUGCCCUGGACAGGCCCGACGGUCAUGGCCUGCACGGCCAUCUGCUGUCGCAUGCUCGGGUGGUGCAGAUUGACGAAAGGGGCCGCGUGCUCCACCAGAGGUGCACUGGCGCCCCACACGUACCCACGGUUGUGGUCCAUGAAUGCCUGCAGGCAGACACAGACACACAGACACAGAAUGACACGCGAAUGAUGUGUCAUGUGUCAUGUUGGUAUGGUAUCUCGGUAUCUCGACCACUGACCACUGUGCCACAUGCCGGUGAGAAAACGAAUGGACGUUUCCAGAAGCUGCCUGUGCGCAGCAUCACUCCGCCCCGCGUGUCGGUCACAGUUCCGAAUCUUUGCGGUCGGACACAAGGCACAUUGAAGAUGGGAAGGAAGCAGCACAAGAAACAGCUCCACGUGCCUGACAUGGAUGCAGUGAACACACACACACACACACACGCAGAGACACUAACUCAUCGCCUGUCAUGCCGCUCAUGGUGUCUGUGACCCACCCACCUAUCGGUUCGAUAGCCGUGAUGUCCGUGAACUUGAGGGUCUUCCUGAACGCCACCGUCUUCAGCUCGAAGGCAUCCUCCGUCCGCAGCACCACCAGCGGCGUCUCCAGCACACCAAACACGGCGCGCACGAACAUCCCCGCGCCAAUCGCUGCCCAGAGGAAGGUAAGCACAACGUGGCCGGCGAUCUGAACGGCGUCCGUAGACUCGAGCACAACAUCUCUCGUGUGGACGGCGGCAGCCGACGCGCCCAGCAGCACCCACGUGCUGAAGAUCAGCCACAGGCCGAGAUACCAACCUGCACGUGACGUGUGCAAAGGAAAUGACGGACAGGUGCUGUUGCUGUCCCUCUAUAUGCGCUUACCAUAUGCCAAUUUCUCUGAGGUGGACGUCCAGAUCGGAUACGUCUGUGUGGCGCCACCUGACAAGAUGAUGGGUAGACGGGCAGGUCCUCCGUAAGUGUUUCUCCACCUCCACGUGCACCACCAGAGAAGCAUGAAGUUGUUCGGGGUAGCGAGUAGGAAUGUGACGAGGCCGGAAGAAGCAUUCAGUGACGACGGAGGUCUCCUGAACACGCAAGCUUGGGUCC